This is a messenger RNA of Guyanagaster necrorhizus, 914 nucleotides long. Its product is annotated as glutathione S-transferase. The record is from RefSeq and is a predicted model, not a curated record. The transcript is spliced from 5 exons. Lineage: Eukaryota; Fungi; Basidiomycota; Agaricomycetes; Agaricales; Physalacriaceae. The coding region runs from base 125 to 778 and encodes 217 amino acids. Gene Ontology annotation, molecular function: glutathione transferase activity; glutathione binding. Gene Ontology annotation, biological process: glutathione metabolic process. Gene Ontology annotation, cellular component: cytoplasm.
GAAUUGCAGAAGAGAAUGGAGCAACGCGGAAACUUCCAGAAACCACCGUCAUUUCGGAUAAAUUGAACGGUCAGUACCUAAUAGUCUUCCCUCCAAUUACCGCAGUCAAAGCUAAAGGACGACCAUGGUCUUCAAACUAUAUGGAUCAGCUUUUUCCACUUGCACUAAACGAGUUGCGAUCGUUCUCCACGAGAAAAGGGUUCCCUUCGAAUUUUUCCCUAUUAAUCUCGCUACCAGGGAACAAAAGACUCCUUCCUUCUUGGAAAAGCAGCCCUUUGGUGUCGUCCCAUAUAUCGAUGACGAUGGGUUCAUUCUCUACGAGAGCCGGGCGAUAAGCCGAUACAUCGCACUCAAAUAUGAAUCCCAAGGCACGAAGCUCAUCCCUACCCAUGACUUGAAGAAGAUCGCGCUUUUUGAACAAGCAGUCUGUAUCGAGCAGAGUUCAUUCGAUCCUUAUGUUACUGCCGUCGGGAUGGAAAAGAUCAUCAACCCGCGAAAAGGAAUCCAAACUAACGAGGCAACCGUCGAAGCUGCCCUCGCCUCUCUGUCUGCCAAAUUAGACGUUUACGACGUUAUCCUCGCCAAGCAGAAAUACCUCGCCGGGGAUGACGUUACUCUUGCCGAUUUUUUCCACAUCCCUUGGGGUGUUCUUCUCGUCGUUGCAGGGAGCGAUAUUAUGGAGAGCAAGCCCAAUGUAGCCAGAUGGUGGAAAGAUAUCACCUCCAGGCCAUCUUGGGCCGCCGUGAAGGAUGGUGUAAACAGUGUGGCAUCUUUCUAGGAUAAGAUGAACGUGCUGUCUGCUGACUCUCCAUGCACAUGUAAGAGGACUAAGAGAUGAGCCCCAAGUUAUGUAACAUUGCAGCUAUCAGUAGGACAACAAUAGGAUGUGAUGAUUAUUAGCUCGUCAUGACUGG